AGAAUUGAGAGACGGCAUUAGCAAAUGGCAAAUGCAUCGUAUCAGAAAAGUUUCGCGGUGGUUUUGGUCGAGAAUUCGUUUCUCCCGCUAUCUGCGUCCGUGUUGGCGAGGGUUCCAUGCAAAUCAAUGCUUUCACAAGAACAUUCAGACCUAUUUGAUGCGGUUCCACGCCUAAAACCAUCGCCAUUUUCAUCUCAACAGCAAAAAACCUUAACAAAAACCGAUUAAUUGAUUGUUGUUUUUCUGUGAUCAUUCCUUCACAUUUUGGUUUUUUCUCUACCAUUUUCCCCAAAUUGCACAAAUUCUCCAUCCGCACACGCAGGUGAAAGCGUUUGUGGUGAUGGAUGUCAUGUUGAUUUCUUAUGUCUUUCUUCUUGGGUAAGGAGAUGUGCCAAGUUAGCCAAUAGAGUGGUGGAGAUGAACAUUGCUGCUCUUUUAACUUCUGCUGGAGUUAAUAUUGCUGUGUGCGUGGUGCUCUUUUCACUCUAUUCAAUAUUAAGGAAACAACCCAACAAUGUUAAAGUGUACUUUGGAAGAAGGGUAGCCUCUCGACAUUCAAAAAGCCUUGGUCUUUGCUUGGAAAGAUUUGUUCCAUCUCCUACAUGGGUAAAGAAAGCCUGGGCAACAACUCAGGAUGAAAUGCUGAAUAUCGGUGGCUUGGAUGCUGUGGCUUUUAGUAGGUUGCUUGUGUUCAGUAUUCGAGUAUUUUCUGUCGUUGCAGUCAUUGGAACUUUUCUAGUGCUUCCAGUGAAUUACUAUGGUCAGAGUAGAACACGCAAGAAUUUACAUCUUGAGUCACUGGACGCUUUUACCAUUGAGAAUGUAAAGAAAGGAUCCACGUGGCUUUGGGCUCAUUGUCUCGCAUUAUACAUCAUAACAUUGACAACUUGUUCUCUUCUUUACAUAGAAUUUAGGAGCAUUACUAAUUUGCGGCUAGCACAUAUCACUGGAUCUCCACUGAAUCCAAGUCAUUUUGCAAUUCUUGUCCGAGCAAUACCCUGGUCUUCAAAAGUAUCAUACAGUGACACAGUAAAAAAGUUUUUCUCUUACUAUUAUGCAUCAACAUAUUUGUCACACCAAAUAGUGUACGACUCUGGUGCAGUUCAAAAACUGAAGGAUGAUGCAGAAUAUGCAUGUAAGAUGUUCAGCGGAAGUUUGGAACAGACUUGUAAGCCAAGCUUGGCGCAAUGUUACUUUUGUGGAGGGACCACAAAUUUUAAGCUAAUUUCUCAAGACAUAGAUAGUAUACAUGCAAGAACAGGCUACACUGACAUUCAUAUAGAUGCAAGAAAAAAGGAAUGCGCAGCUGCUUUUGUGUUCUUUAAAAGUCGGUAUGCUGCUCUUAUGGCUGCACAAAAUCUUCAAACAUCAAAUCCUAUGUUAUGGGUCACAGACCAAGCUCCUGAACCACAUGAUGUUUACUGGUCUAAACUGUGCAUACCAUAUAGGCAACUUUGGAUCCGUAAGAUAGCCACACUUGUGGCUUCUAUGACCUUCGUGCUUGUAUUUCUCAUCCCUGUCACAUUUGCACAAUGCUUGACUCAACUAGACAAGCUUGAGAAAAUGUUCCCUUUUCUGACUGGGAUACUUAAAAAGAAAUUUAUGAUUCAGCUGGUGACUGGUUACUUGCCAAGUGUGAUUUUGGUUUUGUUUUUAUUAGCUGUUCCACCAUUGAUGAUGCUAUUUUCAGCGGUGGAGGGGCCUAUUUCCCGUAGUGGAAGGAAAAGAAGUGCUUGCUGUAAAGUUUUGUUCUUCACAAUUUGGAAUGUGUUUUUCGUUAAUGUUUUUGCCGGGUCUGUAAUCAGCCAACUCUCAGUCUUUACUAAUAUAACAGAACUAACUGCCCAACUUGCCCAGGCAGUCCCGGUGCAGGCUGCCUUCUUCACAACAUAUGUUCUAUCAUCUGGUUGGGCAAGUUUGGCUUUUGAAAUUAUACAACCGUUUCCUCUUUUAUGCAAUUUGUUCCAGAGAUUGGUCUUCUGUUCCCAGGAGGAUUCAUAUAAUGGCAACCUAACUUUUCCAUACCAUACAGAAGUUCCAAGGAUCUUGCUGUUUGGAUUCCUUGGCUUCACCUGUUCUAUUCUGGCACCCCUCAUACUGCCCUUCUUAUUGUUUUACUUUUCCCUUGCAUACCUCGUUUACCGAAACCAGAUUAUCAAUGUAUAUAUUAAAAAAUAUGAUGGCGGGGGACACUUAUGGCCCAUUGCUCACAACACAACGAUUUUUUCAUUGGUCUUCUCUCAAGUUAUUGCACUUGGGGUGUUUGGACUGAAAGACUCAACAAUUGCAUCUGGAUUUACUAUUCCUCUCCUGAUUGGUACCAUUCUAUUUCACCAAUAUUGUAGGCAGAGAUUUCUUCCGGUAUUUAAGAACAAUGCAGCACAGGUUCUUAUUGAUUUGGAUCAGAGGGAUGAGCAUUGCGGGAGGCUAGAAGAGAUUUAUGAACAAUUGCAUUCAGCUUACUGCCAGUUCACGAGUUCUGGUCAAUCUGAAUGCUCCAGCCAUCAAAGCAGGGAGCAUAUUCAGACUCCAGAAGAAGAUUCAAAGACAGGCUUGGAAAUCAUCCAACAAGAUAUAUCAUGGCCACCUCAUCGUGUUUGAAUUGUUGGAAUGUAAUAGAGUUUUUAGGCUUGUACAUGUUAAUGAUGAAGAUAAUCCAUAUUGCGUAUAUCUGCGAAGAAAAUAGGAUUUGGACUCCUAGGAAAGUUUGGUUCAACAACAGAGUAUAUAUAUCUUUAUGCUAUUUGUCCUAUUUUCUGUAUAAUUGUACAUGAUAUUGAUAAGAUAGUAUGCAAAAGCUAAUAGAGUU
Messenger RNA from Lotus japonicus, 2809 nucleotides. RefSeq names its product CSC1-like protein RXW8. Gene Ontology annotation, molecular function: calcium-activated cation channel activity. The record is from RefSeq and is a predicted model, not a curated record. Gene Ontology annotation, cellular component: plasma membrane. Bases 418 to 2601 code for a protein of 727 amino acids. The transcript is spliced from 12 exons. NCBI's taxonomy places the organism in Eukaryota, Viridiplantae, Streptophyta, Magnoliopsida, Fabales, Fabaceae.